Molecule: messenger RNA, 1049 nt
Organism: Anopheles coluzzii
Lineage: Eukaryota; Metazoa; Arthropoda; Insecta; Diptera; Culicidae
Product: fibrinogen-like protein A
Exons: 1
Coding region: 21-1049 (342 amino acids)
Source: RefSeq, a predicted model, not a curated record
CGUAUAGGUGUGUGUUGAGUAUGGAGGCAUUUAGAGUGACCAUAUAUUUUGUGUCGUUAUUUUUGAUUGUGACAAAAGUGCGCGGUCUAAAACACAAUGUUACGGAAUCACCGAUAUCGGGAUUUAUGUACGAAAUUUUGGACACGCGGCUGGAGAUUCUUCAGACCAAACUAAACGAGAUGGAGCUCACCAGGAGGCAAGAUCGAGAGAUGUUGGAAAGAUUACUUUCUGUUAUAAAUCAGUUGAAUCAAACGAUGGUCGAAAAUCACAUCGCACUACAAACUCAGUCAAGUAAAAUGAUCUCUCAGCUGACGGCUUACGCUACGCAUGACGAGAUAAGGAAGGAGAUCACAGUGCUUGCAACUAAAAAAGAUCUAGCUAUGCUUCAGGUGAAUCCAGGUAUACUAUAUCGGAAUGUCUCGUCUCGAUCGUGCGUGCAAGAGCAGUCGAAGCAUUCUGGCAAGUACAUCAUACAGGCAACCGAAAAUGAUUAUCCAUUCGUGGGCUACUGUGACCAGACUACUCUCGGAGGGGGAUGGCUAGUGUUCCAGUAUCGUUUUGAUGGAUCGGUGGACUUUUAUCUUAACUGGACUGAGUAUCGCGAUGGGUUCGGGAGCAUGGAUGGAGAGUUCUGGCUCGGCUUGGAGAAGUUACAUCGGAUUACCGCGGCGCGAAAGCAUGAGCUGCUGGUGGAGCUGAAAGAUUUCGAUGGAAAGUACAUUUAUGCACGGUAUGAUGAGUUCGAGAUCGGGAGUGAAGAGGAGCAAUAUCCGUUAAAAAAGCUAGGAUCGUACAGUGGAACGGCAACAGAUGCAUUGAAAUAUCAUAGAGACAUGAAGUUCUCCACCAAAGAUCGGAGGAAUGAUAUUCACCCAAUUGAUGACUGUGCUACUCUGUACAAAGGAGCAUGGUGGUAUAACAAAUGUAUGCAAUCACAUCUGAAUGGGGUGUAUGAGAAUAUAAACGAUCCAAAAGCUAUCGGUUGGUUCUACUACAAAAAUUCCUGGCAGGGUUUUGCAUAUUCAAGAAUGUCGAUUCGCGAAGUUUAA